AUGAAAGGAAUUGUGAGGGAAUUGGAUAAAAAUGGAAAAAUUAGAGUAGAGCAUUUACCUGCUUAUAAAUUACCAAAAAUUUUGAGAUUUGGACGGUCUUCUAAAGCUAAGGAUUUUCUCAAUCUUCGGCUUGCUGGUUUGGACAUUUCUCCUGUUGGUAUUGACUAUUUAACCAAAGAUUUGAGGAUAGAAGGACGCCCAGUUGUUUUUAGCGUGGUUAAUAUUGUUGAAAAGCAACCAGAUAUUGCAAAUGCUGAUUUGACGAUUAAAAAGCCUCUUCGCAAAAUAAAUUUAAAUGUUGAAUUAAUUCGCAAAGGAUAUGCACGUGUUUUUGGUUUAGAUAAUUAUGAACAUGUCCAAACAUUACAAUUUAAUUCAAACUAUUCGAGGCUAAUUACUCGACUUUUGACUUGCGAAAAGGUUGCCGAAAGACGCGGUUUGGGACUUUGGGAACGGACUACUUGGGUAGAAAGUUUUGCUGCUUACCCAGCAACUUUGUUUCAAAUAAUUAAACAAUCUGCCGUCGUUAAACUUUGUUUCCUCGCAUAUUGGCUAAUUUAUGACAUUUUUCUCAAAUUAUCAGCUCUUUCAAAACAAAUUUUUUAUAUUGCCAAAACUCUUGGAAUUUAUUCAAUAGAAGGUUAUCAACGUUUCACUCGUUCAGUUGAUCGCUUAAUUAAUUGGUAUUCUAAUUUGAAAGGUGGAAGAAGGGCAAAAAGAAUUGAAUGA
Meloidogyne enterolobii is the source of this 729-nucleotide messenger RNA. Lineage: Eukaryota; Metazoa; Nematoda; Chromadorea; Rhabditida; Meloidogynidae. The record is from the annotation of a GenBank genome assembly.